CGCAGGCCCCGGGGGUCCAACAUGGCGGUGAUAGGGGGUGCGGUGGGCGGGGUCAUCCUCGUGGUGCUCGUGGCGGGAAUUAUCUUUGUCGUGCUCCGACGCAAACGACUGCAGAAGCCAGGUGGUGCUCCUCGAAACGAGGGCCAACAAGAGAUAAAUCCAUACGACAUCACAGACCACCGUACGUCCGCGACUAACGAGGGGAAUGGGGCCGAGGACGAGGGUCCGACCUAUGCUGUCGUCGACAAGACGAAGAAGAAGAAGAAGAAGAAAAAAGCGCAAGAUGACAUUCCUUUGUACGCUGAGGUCGACAAAACUAAGAAGCGGAAGCCCGGGGAGAUCGUGUAUGCGGAGUUAGCAGACUUCAACUCCGUCAUGGACGAGGCAGCUGCCUCUGCCACGAAACCCGCUGCCUACCAGGAAACCGCCUACGCUGACAUCACCGAGUUCCAGAAAGCAGAGGACCCCACCUAUGCUAACGUUCCUGGCCAACAGGAAGUUACCUAUGGCAACAUACAGAGCAUGUAAAUUACCAGGAAGUCACGGCGGACAGGGAAGUGAUACUAAACAGAAACACAAUAAAUCAACAUCAUUAUUAGGCCAGGAAACUACCCCUAGACUGUGGUGGAAAUACCAUCAAACCCGAAAACUACCUGUAGAGGCUAGAGAACUAUUUCACAAGACAAAAGAACUAGAGCAUAGCACUACCACUAGACCAGAAAAUACCACUAAACCCGGAAACCUCCACUAACCUGGAAACUAUCUCUAGAAACAAGAGAACUAUACCACUAGAC
Molecule: messenger RNA, 794 nt
Organism: Nematostella vectensis (starlet sea anemone)
Lineage: Eukaryota; Metazoa; Cnidaria; Anthozoa; Actiniaria; Edwardsiidae
Exons: 4
Coding region: 22-528 (168 amino acids)
Source: RefSeq, a predicted model, not a curated record